GAGGCAUUUGCUGGUGACAAGAGCGUUCCAUGCAGCACGGUGCUCUCCAAGUUCCCACCCCGCACCUCGGGGACUGAUGGGCAUAUAGGGAGCGGGAGGCUGGCCCCCAUCCUGUGACUGGUCCUGAGAGGGUGAAGGGAGCAGGGAAGAGCCACAGGCCAGGACAGCGGCCACCCGCUGGCAUCUUCUCUUGAGACAGCAUUCCUUGCCAUAUCAGCCUCUCAGGGAAGGGAAGGGAAACGGGGUGACGAGUAUUUACAAGCCGAAAGGUGCGGACCUGAUGCUCAGGGAGCCCACGACUUUGCCUAGAGUCACACAGCAAAGGGUCUGAAGCUCAUGGGAGCCCCGGUGAAGCUGACAGUGUCUCAGGGGCAGCCGGUGAAGCUCAACUGCAGUGUGGAGGGGAUGGAGGAGCCUGACAUCCAGUGGGUGAAGGAUGGGGCUGUGGUCCAGAACUUGGACCAGUUGUACAUCCCAGUCAGCGAGCAGCACUGGAUCGGCUUCCUCAGCCUGAAGUCAGUGGAGCGCUCUGACGCCGGCCGGUACUGGUGCCAGGUGGAGGAUGGGGGUGAAACCGAGAUCUCCCAGCCAGUGUGGCUCACGGUAGAAGGUGUGCCAUUUUUCACAGUGGAGCCAAAAGAUCUGGCAGUGCCACCCAAUGCCCCUUUCCAACUGUCUUGUGAGGCUGUGGGUCCCCCUGAACCUGUUACCAUUGUCUGGUGGAGAGGAACUACGAAGAUCGGGGGACCCGCUCCCUCUCCAUCUGUUUUAAAUGUAACAGGGGUGACCCAGAGCACCAUGUUUUCCUGUGAAGCUCACAACCUAAAAGGCCUGGCCUCUUCUCGCACAGCCACUGUUCACCUUCAAGCACUGCCUGCAGCCCCCUUCAACAUCACCGUGACAAAGCUUUCCAGCAGCAACGCUAGUGUGGCCUGGAUGCCAGGUGCUGAUGGCCGAGCUCUGCUACAGUCCUGUACAGUUCAGGUGACACAGGCCCCAGGAGGCUGGGAAGUCCUGGCUGUUGUGGUCCCUGUGCCCCCCUUUACCUGCCUGCUCCGGGACCUGGUGCCUGCCACCAACUACAGCCUCAGGGUGCGCUGUGCCAAUGCCUUGGGGCCCUCUCCCUAUGCUGACUGGGUGCCCUUUCAGACCAAGGGUCUAGCCCCAGCCAGCGCUCCCCAAAACCUCCAUGCCAUCCGCACAGAUUCAGGCCUCAUCUUGGAGUGGGAAGAAGUGAUCCCCGAGGCCCCUUUGGAAGGCCCCCUGGGACCCUACAAACUGUCCUGGGUUCAAGACAAUGGAACCCAGGAUGAGCUGACAGUGGAGGGGACCAGGGCCAAUUUGACAGGCUGGGAUCCCCAAAAGGACCUGAUCGUACGUGUGUGCGUCUCCAAUGCAGUUGGCUGUGGACCCUGGAGUCAGCCACUGGUGGUCUCUUCUCAUGACCGUGCAGGCCAGCAGGGCCCUCCUCACAGCCGCACAUCCUGGGUACCUGUGGUCCUUGGUGUGCUAACGGCCCUGGUGACGGCUGCUGCCCUGGCCCUCAUCCUGCUUCGAAAGAGACGGAAAGAGACGCGGUUUGGGCAAGCCUUUGACAGUGUCAUGGCCCGGGGAGAGCCAGCCGUUCACUUCCGGGCAGCCCGGUCCUUCAAUCGAGAAAGGCCCGAGCGCAUCGAGGCCACAUUGGACAGCUUGGGCAUCAGCGAUGAACUAAAGGAAAAACUGGAGGAUGUGCUCAUCCCAGAGCAGCAGUUCACCCUGGGCCGGAUGUUGGGCAAAGGAGAGUUUGGUUCAGUGCGGGAGGCCCAGCUGAAGCAAGAGGAUGGCUCCUUUGUGAAAGUGGCUGUGAAGAUGCUGAAAGCUGACAUCAUUGCCUCAAGCGACAUUGAAGAGUUCCUCAGGGAAGCAGCUUGCAUGAAGGAGUUUGACCAUCCACACGUGGCCAAACUUGUUGGGGUAAGCCUCCGGAGCAGGGCUAAAGGCCGUCUCCCCAUCCCCAUGGUCAUCUUGCCCUUCAUGAAGCAUGGGGACCUGCAUGCCUUCCUGCUCGCCUCCCGGAUUGGGGAGAACCCCUUUAACCUACCCCUCCAGACCCUGAUCCGGUUCAUGGUGGACAUUGCCUGCGGCAUGGAGUACCUGAGCUCUCGGAACUUCAUCCACCGAGACCUGGCUGCUCGGAAUUGCAUGCUGGCAGAGGACAUGACAGUGUGUGUGGCUGACUUCGGACUCUCCCGGAAGAUCUACAGUGGGGACUACUAUCGUCAAGGCUGUGCCUCCAAACUGCCUGUCAAGUGGCUGGCCCUGGAGAGCCUGGCCGACAACCUGUAUACUGUGCAGAGUGACGUGUGGGCGUUCGGGGUGACCAUGUGGGAGAUCAUGACACGUGGGCAGACGCCAUAUGCUGGCAUCGAAAACGCUGAGAUUUACAACUACCUCAUUGGCGGGAACCGCCUGAAACAGCCUCCGGAGUGUAUGGAGGACGUGUAUGAUCUCAUGUACCAGUGCUGGAGUGCUGACCCCAAGCAGCGCCCGAGCUUUACUUGUCUGCGAAUGGAACUGGAGAACAUCUUGGGCCAGCUGUCUGUGCUAUCUGCCAGCCAGGACCCCUUAUACAUCAACAUCGAGAGAGCUGAGGAGCCCACUGCGGGAGGCAGCCUGGAGCUACCUGGCAGGGAUCAGCCCUACAGUGGGGCUGGGGAUGGCAGUGGCAUGGGGGCAGUGGGUGGCACUCCCAGUGACUGUCGGUACAUACUCACCCCCGGAGGGCUGGCUGAGCAGCCAGGGCAGGCAGAGCACCAGCCAGAGAGUCCCCUCAAUGAGACACAGAGGCUUUUGCUGCUGCAGCAAGGGCUACUGCCACACAGUAGCUGUUAGCCCACAGGCAGAGGGCAUCGGGGCCAUUUGGCCGGCUCUGGUGGCCACUGAGCUGGCUGACUAAGCCCCGUCUGACCCCAGCCCAGACAGCAAGGUGUGGAGGCUCCUGUGGUAGUCCUCCCAAGCUGUGCUGGGAAGCCCGGACUGACCAAAUCACCCAAUCCCAGUUCUUCCUGCAACCACUCUGUGGCCAGCCUGGCAUCAGUUUAGGCCUUGGCUUGAUGGAAGUGGGCCAGUCCUGGUUGUCUGAACCCAGGCAGCUGGCAGGAGUGGGGUGGUUAUGUUUCCAUGGUUACCAUGGGUGUGGAUGGCAGUGUGGGGAGGGCAGGUCCAGCUCUGUGGGCCCUACCCUCCUGCUGAGCUGCCCCUGCUGCUUAAGUGCAUGCAUUGAGCUGCCUCCAGCCUGGUGGCCCAGCUAUUACCACACUUGGGGUUUAAAUAUCCAGGUGUGCCCCUCCAAGUCACAAAGAGAUGUCCUUGUAAUAUUCCCUUUUAGGUGAGGGUUGGUAAGGGGUUGGUAUCUCAGGUCUGAAUCUUCACCAUCUUUCUGAUUCCGCACCCUGCCUACGCCAGGAGAAGUUGAGGGGAGCAUGCUUCCCUGCAGCUGACCGGGUCACACAAAGGCAUGCUGGAGUACCCAGCCUAUCAGGUGCCCCUCUUCCAAAGGCAGCGUGCCGAGCCAGCAAGAGGAAGGGGUGCUGUGAGGCUUGCCCAGGAGCAAGUGAGGCCGGAGAGGAGUUCAGGAACCCUUCUCCAUACCCACAAUCUGAGCACGCUACCAAAUCUCAAAAUAUCCUAAGACUAACAAAGGCAGCUGUGUCUGAGCCCAACCCUUCUAAACGGUGACCUUUAGUGCCAACUUCCCCUCUAACUGGACAGCCUCUUCUGUCCCAAGUCUCCAGAGAGAAAUCAGGCCUGAUGAGGGGGAAUUCCUGGAACCUGGACCCCAGCCUUGGUGGGGGAGCCUCUGGAAUGCAUGGGGCGGGUCCUAGCUGUUAGGGACAUUUCCAAGCUGUUAGUUGCUGUUUAAAAUAGAAAUAAAAUUGAAGACUAAAGACCUAAGGUUUUGUCUCUUUUUUUUUUUCUUUUUUUUUGAGACAGUCUCACUGUGUUGCCCAGGCUGGAGUGCAUGGUGUGAUCUUGGUUCACUGCAACCUCUGCCUCCUGGGUUCAAGCGAUUCUUGUGCCUCAGUCACCAGAGUAGCUGGGAUUACAGGGGCUCACUACCAUGCCCAGGUAAUUUUUGUAUUUUUAGUAGAGAUGUGGUUUCGCCAUGUUGGCCAGGGUGGUCUUGAACUCAUGACCUCAAGUGAUCUGCCUGCCUUGGCCUCCCAAAGUGCUGGGAUUACAGUCCUGAGCCACCACACCUGGCCCCAGCUUUGUCUCUUAAAUGUUUACUUUUUUUGAGAUCACAAAGAUGAAAGAUUUUUAUAGAGAGAAAAGUCUGGAAAGACAUAUGCCAAAAUGUUAACAGCUGUUAUCUUUUUUUUUUUUUUUUUGAGACCGAGUCUCACUCUGUCGCCCAGGCUGGAGUGCAAUUGCGCGAUCUGAGCUCACUGCAAGCUCUGCCUCCCAGGUUCACGCCAUUCUCCUGCCUCAGCCUCCCGAGUAGCUGGGACUACAGGUGCCUGCCACCACGCCCGGCUAAUUUUUUGUAUUUUUAGUAGAGAUAGGGUUUCACCGUAUUAGCCAGGAUGAUCUCAAUCUCCUGACCUCGUGAUCCGCCUGCCUCAGCCUCCCAAAGUGUUGGGAUUACAGGCGUGAGCCACCGCACCUGGCAACAGCUGUUACCUUUAAAUGAUGGGGUUAAGGGGACGUUCUUCUUUGUGCUUUCCAAGUUUUCUGCAUUGAGCACAAAAUGCUUUUGUAAUUAGAUACAGGAUCCCAAUGAAUCUUAUUAUACUGAAGAUAAUACAGAGUCACCGUGGGCAGUUAGAAAAAUGCAAAAAAUCGGCUGGGCGCAGUGGCUCACGCCUGUAAUCCCAGCACUUUGGGAGACCUGGGUGUGUGGAUCACGAGGUCAGAAGUUCAAGACUAGUCUGACCAACAUGGUGACACCCCGUCUUUACUAAAAAUACAAAAAUUAGCUGGGCAUGGUGGCGCGUGUCUGUAAUCCCAGCUACUCAGGACACUGAGGCAGGAGAAUUGCUUGAACUCAGGAGGCGGAGGUUGCAGUGAGUCGAGAUCCCGGCAGCCUAGGUGACAGGCGAGACUCCAUCUCAAAAAUAAAAUAAAAAUAAAAAUGCAAAAAAUAAUAAAAGGUGCCAGUUACCUAUACUCCCACCACCUAGAGAUAAUCACCAUUGAUCUUUUGAAAAUGCAAAUAUUCAGCUGGGCACAGUGGCGUGUAUUUUUUUUUUUUUUUGAGACGGAGUCUCGAGUCUCUCUCUGUCGCCCAGGCUAGAGUGCAGUGGUGUGAUCUCGGCUCACUGUAACCUCUGUCUCCCAGGUUUAAUCAAGUCUCUUGUCUUGGCUUCCCGAGUAGUUGGGACUACAGGCACGAGCCACUGUGUCCGGCUAUUUUUUGUAUUUUUUUGUAGAGACAGGGUUUCGCCAUGUUGGCCAGGCUGGUCUCGAACUCCUGAUUUCAAGUGAUCUGCCUGCCUUAGCCUCCCAAAGUGCUGUGAUAACAGGGGUGAGACACCAUACCCAGCUUGUAAUCCCAGCACUUUGGGAGGCUGAGGCGGGUGGAUCACUUCAGGCCGGGAGUUCGAGACCAGCCUGGGCAACAUGAAACCCCAUCUCAACUAAAAAUUCAAAAAAGUUUAGCCAGGCUUGGUGGCGCAGGUUUGUCAUCUCAGCUACUGGGUGACUGAGGCAUGAGAAUCACUUAAACCUGGGAGGAGGAGGUUGCAGUAAGCUGAGAUCUUGCCACUAAACUUCGGCCUGGGUGACAGAUUAAGACUGUCUCAGAAACAAAACAAAACAACAAAAAAGCUUUUAGAGCAAGUUCAUGGGAGAUGCAGCAGGAGGCGCAGGAACCACACAUGUGCUAGUGAGGAGUGUGGGGAGACUGGGAGGGCCCACAGGUAUUGUGCUGCUUCUGGCUGAGGGCAGGGGAAUAGGGUGGCUGCUUCUGAAAGCAAAUAUCCUGAAAAACCUGUUGCUGGUACUCCAAAUUCUGGUUCCCAUGUAGAUCAUGAAACCUGAAAAACUUCCAGGCAAGUAGCUUUCAGAAUCUUUCCUGCUGUGAUUAGCUUUCACUGCAGGUAGUGAUUACCUGUGAGAUAACAUCUGGGAAUUAUUGAUUGAAAAGACCUUCACUAUCGGUUGGGGGCGGUGGCUGAUGCCUGUAAUCCCAGCACUUUGUGAGGCUGAGGCGGGUGGAUCACCUGAGGUCAGGGGUUCAAGACCAGCCUGGCCAACAUGGUGAAACCCCAUCUCUACUAAAAAAUACAAAAACUAGCCAGGAGUGGUGGCAGGCACCUGUAAUCCCAGCUACUUGGGAGGCUAAGGCAGGAGAAUCACUUGAACCCUGGAGGCGGAGGUUGCAGUGAACUGAGAUGGCACCAGUGCACUCCAGCCUGGGUGACAGAGCGAGACUCCAUCUCAAAAAAAAAAAAAAAAAAAAGAGGCCAGGCAUGGUGGCUCACGCCUAUAAUCCCAGCGCUUUGGGAUUUUCUGUCUCAAAAAAAAAAAGAGAGAGACUCUGGAUCAAAAAGGAUUUUCACAAACAGAUCCAAAGAACCAGCAUCCAGAUUAAGAAACAGCAUUAACAGCAACCCAGAAGCAACCCUUGGGACCUGCCUCAAUCUCUGCCUCCUCCCUACUCCCCAUAGGUAACCUCUAUCCUGACCUCUUAACACCAUGGAUCAGUGAAGCUCCUUUUAAAAGUAUAUAAAUGGAGUCAUGUAGAUUUGAUUACUUUGCGUUUGGCUUCUUUCCCUCAGCAACAUGUUUAUAAGGAUCAUCUAACAACAGCAGUUUUGAAAAGUGAGUCUCAAAGAGGCAAGAAUGGCCGGGCAUGGUGGCUCACACCCGUAAUCCCAGCGCUUUGGGAGGCCGAGGCGGGCGGAUCACAAGGUCAGGAGUUUGAGACCAGCCUGGCUAACAGGGUGAAACCCUGUCUUUACUAAACCCUGUCUUUACUAAAAAUACACAAAAUUAGCCAGGUAUGGUGGCAGGCACGUGUAAUCCUAGCUACUCGGGAGGCUGAGGCAGGAGAAUCACUUGAACCUGGGAGGGGGAGGUUGCAGUGAGCCACUACAUUCCAGCUUGGGUGAGAGAGUGAGACUCCAUCUCGGAAAAAAAAAAAAUUAGCUGGGCGUGCUGGUGGGUGCCUGUAAUCCCAGCUACUUGGGAGGCUGAGGUAGGAGAAUUGCUUGAACCUGGGAGGUGGAAGUUGCUGUGAGACGAGAUUGUGCCAUGGCACUCCAGCCUGGACAAGAGUGAGACUCCAUCUCAAAAAAGAAAAUAAUAAUAAUAUAGUUUAUUUUUCAGUAUUUCAUGUUGAUUUAUCUCAAAUUUAUUGUUGAAUAAGAAGUGAUACAGAGAUUCAAAGUUAUUUUUCCCAGAUACUUUUUAUUGUCCCAAUACCACCAUUUAUUGAACAAUCUAUAUUUUAUGCACAUUUCUUUUUUUUUUCUUUUUUUUGAUACAGGGUCUUGCUCUGUUUCUGCCUGGGCUGGAGUAAAGUGAUAGUAAACUGAUUCUCCCACCUCAGCGUCCUGAAUAGCUGGGACCACAGGCACACGCCACUGCACCUGGCAAAUUUUUAAGUGUUUUUUUUUUUUUUUAAUACAGAGCCUUGCUCUGUCGCCCAGGCUGGAGUGCAGUGGUGUGAUCUCGGCUCACUGCAACCUCCGCCUCUCAGUUCAAGCGAGUCUCCUCCUGCCUCACACUCCCAAUUAGCUGGGACUACAGGCACGUGCCACCACAACAUGCUAAUUUUUUGUAUUUUUAGUAGAGACAGGGUUUCACCAUGUUAGCCAGGAUGGUCUCGAUCUCCUGACCUCGUGAUCUGCCCGCCUCAGCCUCCCAAAGUGCUGGGAUUACAGGCUUCAGCCACCGCGCCCGGCCCAGUUUUUAAGUGUUGUAGAGAUGGAGUCUUGCUUUGUUGCCCAGGCUGGUCUUGAACUCUGGGCUGAAGCGAUCUGCCCACCUUGGCCUCUCAAAGUGCGGAGAUUACAGGUGUGAGCCACCACACCCAGCCAGAAUUUCUUGAAUAAUCUGUCUCCAUUUCUCUAUAUAGCCUCAUUGAUCUAUCUAAACUCCCAUAUCUAUUUUGGUUGCUAGACUGUUCAUCCCAAUUACAUGUGCCAGUGUCACUGCUACACUAAUUGAAUUACUAUAAAUGUAUAAUGUUUUCCUAUA
Messenger RNA from Homo sapiens (human), 8187 nucleotides. RefSeq names its product TYRO3 protein tyrosine kinase (gene TYRO3). Gene Ontology annotation, cellular component: plasma membrane. Bases 337 to 2874 code for a protein of 845 amino acids. Lineage: Eukaryota; Metazoa; Chordata; Mammalia; Primates; Hominidae. The transcript has 19 exons. The record is from RefSeq and is marked reviewed. Gene Ontology annotation, biological process: neuron cellular homeostasis; positive regulation of phosphatidylinositol 3-kinase/protein kinase B signal transduction; negative regulation of inflammatory response. Gene Ontology annotation, molecular function: protein tyrosine kinase activity; protein kinase activity; transmembrane receptor protein tyrosine kinase activity.